UUGAGCAUAGAGAGGAUGGCCACCAACACCCAAGAGUAUAUCUUUAGAUCCAAGCUGCCAGAUAUCGAGCUUCAGAAUCACUUGCCUCUCACAGAGUACCUGUUCCAGCGCCACCAGGGCAAAGCUUCGAGCCGCCCCUGCCUGAUCGAUGCCGAGGCGGGCAGAGUUCUCAGCUAUGGCGACGUGGAUCUUCUCGCGCGGCGCGUUGGCGCGGGGCUGUCGCGCCUCGGCAUCCGCAAGGGCGACGUCGUCAUGCUCCUCCUCCCGAAUUGCGUCGAAUUCGUGCUCGCGUUCCUUGGCGCGGCGAGAAUCGGCGCCACCGUCACCACCGCCAAUCCACUGUGCACGGCCAGCGAGAUUGAGAAGCAGGCCAGCGGCUCCGGCGCCCGGAUGAUCGUGACGCAGGCCGCGCAAAUCGACAAGCUCGAUCGCCUCCUCCACCAGGAAGAUCGAGAGCGCGAAAUAUGUGUAAUGCUGGUGAGCGAUGGCUUCGAUCCCAUCAAGGCCGCGGCGAAGAGCGCCGAUCGCUCCAAUGUGAUGUUCUUCGCAAGCGCGCUGCUCCAGGCCGAUGAAUCCGAGUGCCCGGAGGUGGAGAUCGCGGCGGAUGUGGACGUCGUGACGCUGCCAUUCUCGUCGGGCACCACCUCGCUGCCCAAGGGCGUGGAGCUGACGCACAAGAACCUCAUCACUUGUAUCGCGCAGCUCGUCGAUGGCGAGAACCCUAAUCUCUUCCUCCAUGGCAACGAUCGCAUGCUGUGCGUUCUUCCCCUCUUCCACAUCUACUGCCUCAGCUGCGUCCUCUUCGCGUCCCUCCGCGCCGGCGCCGCGAUCGUGGUCAUGCGCAAGUACGAGAUCGGCGCCAUGCUGGGAGCGAUCCAGCGCUUCCAGGUCACGGCGGCGAGCCUGGUGCCACCGAUUCUCCUGGCGCUGGCCAAGAAUCCCGUCGUCGGCGACUACGAUCUCUCCUCGCUGCGAUUCAUCAUGUCCGGGGCCGCGCCGCUGGGCAAGGAGCUGGAGCGAGCCAUCGGCGACAAGCUCCCCAGCGCGAUCAUCGCUCAGGGAUACGGGAUGACCGAAGCCGGCCCUCUCAUCUCGAUGAGCCUGGCCUUCGCCAAGACGCCAUUCGCGAUCAAGUCGGGCUCUUGCGGCACGAUCGUACGCAACACCGAGGCCAAGAUCGUGGACACCGAGACGGGCGAGUCGCUGGCGUAUGGCGUGUGUGGCGAGAUUUGCCUCCGCGGUCCCCAGAUCAUGAAGGGCUACCUCCGCAAUGUGGAAGCCACCAUGGCGACCAUCGACAAGGAGGGAUGGCUCCACACCGGCGACGUGGGAUUCAUCGACCGCGACGAGGAGCUCUUCAUUGUGGAUCGUGUCAAGGAGCUCAUCAAGUUCAAGGGGUUCCAGGUUGCGCCAGCGGAGAUCGAAGCGCUCUUGGUCUCGCAUCCACGGAUCUGUGAUGCUGCAGUCGUGGGGUAUGUACGAUUUUCUCGAAGAUUAUCUUCUCUGAUGAUGGAUGGAUGUUCCAGCAAGAGCGACGAAGUGGCUGGGGAGUUGCCGGUCGCGUUCGUGGUGCGAAGCCCCGGCAUUUUGCGCGUCUCGGAGGACGACGUCAAGCAAUUCAUUGCGAAACAGGUCGUGUUCUACAAAAGGUUACACUCGGUCAUCUUCGUGGACUCCAUCCCCAAAUCCGCCGCUGGAAAGAUUCUGCGGAAGGUCCUCAAGAGCGUGCUCUCGACAAACUAGUUUAACAUCAAGCCAUGGAUCGCCAGCUUUUGACUUUGCGCGGAACCAGCUCGAGCCUUUGACGUAUGUUCCAUUAUACGAGGCUAUGGUGGGCGAUGAAACAAUUGACUUCACAGUGUAGGUGGCCCCUCUCCAGCAGUCAGUCCCUCACCCUAUAUAUUGUAUAACUCUCCAAUCACUUCAAUCAAACAAGAGCCCAGGAAGAACCUACUCACACAGCUUGUUGUGCUGCAACUCAA
Messenger RNA from Selaginella moellendorffii, 1982 nucleotides. Its product is annotated as 4-coumarate--CoA ligase 1-like. Gene Ontology annotation, molecular function: CoA-ligase activity. NCBI's taxonomy places the organism in Eukaryota, Viridiplantae, Streptophyta, Lycopodiopsida, Selaginellales, Selaginellaceae. Bases 16 to 1743 code for a protein of 575 amino acids. The transcript is spliced from 4 exons. The record is from RefSeq and is a predicted model, not a curated record.